Lobosporangium transversale is the source of this 1275-nucleotide messenger RNA. RefSeq names its product Golgi phospho protein 3-domain-containing protein. Gene Ontology annotation, cellular component: trans-Golgi network; Golgi cisterna; cytosol. Bases 203 to 1222 code for a protein of 339 amino acids. Lineage: Eukaryota; Fungi; Mortierellomycota; Mortierellomycetes; Mortierellales; Mortierellaceae. Gene Ontology annotation, biological process: Golgi to plasma membrane protein transport; retrograde vesicle-mediated transport, Golgi to endoplasmic reticulum; Golgi organization. The record is from RefSeq and is a predicted model, not a curated record. Gene Ontology annotation, molecular function: phosphatidylinositol-4-phosphate binding. The transcript is spliced from 3 exons.
AAAAAAAAAAAAAAGAAAUACAUAUUAUAAGUAGCUACGAAUCUACAACAAGACUUUGUCAAGAGAGGGGAAAAAAAAAACGACAACAACAACAACAACAACAGCAACAAAAAACAAAACAGAACCCUCGGCUAUCCGACCAAAAGAGAAGCGACUUUUUUGUAUUUUUGUAUUUUUGUAUUUUUCGACUUUCAUUAAUACAAUGUCAUCAGCUGGUGGACUUUCAAGACGCCGUGGUGGUGGUGGAGGUGGAGGAGGAGGCGGAGAAGAUUCAUAUUCAUCAAAUGCAAACUCAUCAUCAGGAAAUUCUGGAUUCAAUCACAACUCUGGUCUUCAUCGUCGUUCCAGUACAGAUGCUAAAGUAUAUGCAGACCCAAGAGAUUUACAAAUGGAAGAUGAGAACAGAACUCAGCCCAAGUUUACUUUGAUGGAAGAGAUACUUCUUUUAGGACUCAAGGAUAAGCAGGGUUAUCUUUCGUUCUGGAACGACAAUAUCUCUUAUACUCUUCGGGGCUGUAUUCUGAUGGAACUAGCUUUCCGCAAUCGCAUUGCCAUGGUCAAGGAUCCUAACCGACGCAAAUACCCACUCGCUGAUCGAUAUAUCGAAGUCAUUAGUGAGAAACUGACCGGUGAGGUCUUGCUGGACGAGGCACUCAAGAUGAUCCAUUCCACAGAAGAGAGAAUGAGUGUUGGUCAGUGGAUCGAUCUUAUGAGUGGUGAGACAUGGAAUGUAAUGAAGAUUGGAUACCAAUUAAAGCAAGUUCGAGAACGUUUAGCAAAAGGAUUAGUGGACAAGGGCGUGUUGAGAACAGAGAAACGCAAUUUUUUGAUCUUUGACAUGGCAACACACCCCGUGACAGAUUCAGCUGUGAAAGAGGAGAUCGUCAAAAGAGUCUGCACGACAUUGAUUUCUAGAAACACAGGUUCAGGCACGCCGACACUUCUCUCAGAUCGGGAAACGCCUAUCGCAUUCCAACAACUCCGGACGAUCGCCAUGGUCUGUGCUGCCUAUGCAGCCAAUGUACUGGAGAACGCACUCAUGUAUCUGAAUCAUGAGAUGCGUGAACGUGCCUAUACCAAGGUCGACGAACUUUUGAAUGACUAUAGUAAUUUCCCUUUUGGUUCCUCUGCCUCCAAGAAUGAAGUACAGGGCAAGGAUCUACAGAUGGAAAUCAUUGCAGCAGUAUUGAACGUAUUUACAAAGAUGGAUAGUAUUCUGUAACAACAAAUAAAUCAUAUUAAAAAGAAAAAGAAAAAGAAAAAGGAAAAGGAAAA